AUGGUCGUCUCCCCCCGCAGCGUCGAGCCCGCCUUCGGCGCGGCCUCGUCCAUGAGCGGAACUAGCCUCAGGUCGAAGGUGGCCAGGAUCGGGCCCACCGCCCCGGGAUCGACGGUGUUUUCCACGUCCACGAUCUUGAAGAACCCAGGCCCAGGCGAGUACCAGGUCGCGUCGGACUGGGACCGCAGGGGGCCGAAGCAGCUUGUGGGCACCCUUAGGCCUGUGGCGGAGGUGGCCUCGCGCGCGCCAUCGAUGCCGCCCGUCCGGCUGCUCCCGGGACAGCGGCCGCCAGGGCGGGAGGACAUCGCCGACGUCAGCCUUGCCCAGGCCCGCUACAGGGGCGACCUGGCAGAUAUGGCAGGGCCCGGGGACUACGACCUCCCCGCCAUGGUCGCCUUCGACCAGAUCGACCGCCUGGGGCCCCGCAUCGGCGGCGGCGCGGCGAGGGCGCAGCAGCCGUGGGAGUCACCGGGGGCGCGGUCCUCGGACUUCGAGGCCCCGGGGCCCGGCUCGUACGAGACCGGGCUGAGGCGGAACGCCAGGAUGUUGCAGCCCGACGCGAAUUUCUCAUCGGGCACGGUCCUGGCGCACCAGAAGGAGGUCGCUGUGGACAGAAUCGGUCCCGGACCUGGCCAGUACAGCCCGCAGGGGGAAUUGGAGAAGAGCUUGAAGCAGGCCCAGGCGCGGGGUGCGAAUGCGGACAACCGCUUCAGCUCCACGUCCGCGCGGGUCGGCUGGAACCGGGACGUCAGCCAGCCGUACAAGGACCCCUGGAACGCCUCCCACGUGCCGGGGCCUGGCAGCUAUGGGGAGCCCAAGGCGAGCGCCAUCGCCUCGCCCAGGAAGAGCGACUGGGACAAGGAGAAGCUCACGAACGGCGGCAAGAAGAAGGUGCACGGUGUGCACCACCCGGCCGCCUUGCAGUACCUGGCAGAGCAGCAGGAGGCGCCCAGGCACGGGUUCCAUGCCACCGACGACAGGCCCUGCAUGAAGCCCAGCGCGCAUUCCCCACCAUCGCCCGCCCAGUACGAGAUUGAUCGGGCGCGAGGCACUUCCAUGGUGUCGAUGCUGCGGGAGAAGGGCAAGGUCGGUCGCAAGGGCGUGUUCGGCACUUGCCAGGACCGGUUCAAGGGCAGCGCCCUGUCCCCGCACGUGGAGACCGCAGCCGUGGCCUGGGCCACUCCACGCUCGUCCAUCGAGGAGGCCGUCGAGACCAAGUCGUCCAUGCGGUCGACGGUCAAGCGCUUCGAGACGCCUGCUGGGCCCCGGGAGGCGCACGUCAAGCGCCUCGGCGUCACGGACACGCCGGCCCCGGGCGCCUACAACACGACGGAGCCCACUUACCGCUCGCCCUUCCGGCAGCCGAAGCAGGACCACAUCUCGUUUGGCUCCAGCGACCAGCGCUUCUCCGCGGCUAACUUCGGGCAGAUGCCCAAGGUUAGUGCGGAUCCUGGGCAGUACGAGCCCAACUACGAUUCCGUCAAGUCUCGUGUGAAGGGCGGCGGCCGGCAUGCGUCCUCGCGACGGGCACCCACAGUGGGCAGCACGACGGAGUCGGUUGGGCCUGGCAGCUAUGGUGAUUCAACCGGCGAGACCAGCAGUUUGAUCAAGAAGUCGCACAACGUGACUCGCGAGGGGACCAACCCGAUGCCCAAGAGCGCACGCGCUUCCACAGGAACGCGGCGGUAG
Molecule: messenger RNA, 1689 nt
Organism: Prorocentrum cordatum
Lineage: Eukaryota; Dinophyceae; Prorocentrales; Prorocentraceae
Source: the annotation of a GenBank genome assembly